GCUCAUCGCUACAUGUGAUUUGAGAGGGCCGGUCUUUCAGGCCUGGAAGAAACUCAAGCCCCGCCAGCCGCUUGGCAUCGGAAUGCUCAGCUGGUCCCCUCCUGGGGCUCAUGUGACCGGGGUCCAGCUAUAAAUAUCAGAGGGGCCUCAGCCCAAGACAGAAUUCGGGCGCCAGGAGAAGAAGACAAAGAGGCUCCGGGUGGGUGUUUUGUGACACAGGCAAGACCCCAGGUCUGCUUCGAGUGAGGCCGGUGGAGGAGGCAUCCAGGUGGGGCCACACCUUCCGACAAUAUGGAUUAUAAGUCAAGCCUGAUCCAGGAUGGGAGCCCCAUGGAGAACCUGGAGAAGCAGCUGAUCUGUCCCAUCUGCCUGGAGAUGUUUACCAAGCCGGUGGUCAUCUUGCCGUGUCAGCACAACCUCUGCCGGAAGUGUGCCAAUGACAUCUUUCAGGCUGCAAAUCCCUACUGGACCAACCGGGGUGGCUCGGUGUCCGUGUCUGGAGGCCGUUUCCGCUGCCCCUCCUGCCGCCAUGAGGUGAUCAUGGAUCGUCACGGAGUGUACGGUCUGCAGAGGAAUCUGCUGGUGGAGAACAUCAUUGACAUCUACAAGCAGGAGUGUUCCAGUCGGCCCCUGCAGAAGGGCAGCCACCCCAUGUGCAAGGAGCAUGAAGACGAGAAAAUCAACAUCUACUGCCUUACCUGUGAGGUGCCCACGUGCUCCAUGUGCAAGGUGUUCGGGGCCCACAAGGCCUGCGAGGUGGCCCCGCUGCAGAGCGUCUUCCAAGGACAAAAGACUGAGCUGAGUAACUGUAUCUCCAUGCUGGUGGCGGGGAACGACCGUGUGCAGACCAUCAUCACUCAGCUAGAAGACUCCUGUCGAGUGACCAAGGAGAACAGUCACCAGGUGAAGGAAGAGCUGAGCCGGAAGUUUGAUGUACUGUAUGCCAUCCUGGAUGAGAAGAAGAGUGAGUUGCUGCAGCGGAUCACGCGGGAGCAGGAGGAGAAGCUCAGCUUCGUCGAGUCCCUCAUCCAGCAGUACCGAGAGCAACUGGACAAGUCCACUAAGCUGGUGGAGACAGCCAUCCAGUCCCUGGACGAGCCUGGUGGGGCCAUCUUCCUCUUGAGUGCCAAGCAACUCAUCAGAAGCAUUGUGGAAGCUUCCAAGGGUUGCCAGCUGGGGAAGACAGAGCAGGGCUUUGAAAACAUGGACUACUUUACUUUGGACUUAGAGCACAUAGCAGAUACCCUGAGGGCCAUUGACUUUGGGACAGAUGAGGAAGAGGAAGAGUUCAUUGAAGAAGAAGAAGAUCAGGAAGAGGAAGAGUCCACAGAGGGGAAGGAAGAUGGAUGCCAGUAAGGAGCUGGAUGAGGGAGAGAUCCUCUGGAUGCAGAGAGACUGGGGAGGGUGGAGAUGGGCCCAGCUGCCUUGGUGA
This is a messenger RNA of Diceros bicornis minor, 1432 nucleotides long. RefSeq names its product tripartite motif containing 63 (gene TRIM63). Lineage: Eukaryota; Metazoa; Chordata; Mammalia; Perissodactyla; Rhinocerotidae. The transcript has 9 exons. The record is from RefSeq and is a predicted model, not a curated record. The coding region runs from base 292 to 1356 and encodes 354 amino acids. Gene Ontology annotation, molecular function: zinc ion binding.